AUGGUUCUGCACCUACCACCGACGACGACCACGCGCGGUCUGCGUCUCGCGAAAAUUUCUGCGGUCUCACACUAUGGUCUCGCGCGGAAGAACAUACGGCGACACGACGGCUUGAAUCAAGCUACAGAGAAAGGCGGAGGCGGCAGGAAUGUCAAGCUUCCAAGCCCAGACGCCACGACAGUUGGCGUGUAA
Acanthoscelides obtectus is the source of this 192-nucleotide messenger RNA. Lineage: Eukaryota; Metazoa; Arthropoda; Insecta; Coleoptera; Chrysomelidae. The record is from the annotation of a GenBank genome assembly.